AGCGGACCUGGCCGGUAAGCCUGCCUCUCAUCUCACACAGCUCUCCUACACUGAGCUGGUGCAGGAGGUCUGCUCUCUCUUCAUCCCCCAGCACCUCAUCCCCAGAGCGGACCUGGCCGGUAAGCCUGCCUCUCAUCUCACACAGCUCUCCUACACUGAGCUGGUGCAGGAGGUCUGCUCUCUCUUCAUCCCCCAGCACCUCAUCUCCAGAGCGGACCUGGCCGGUAAGCCUGUCUCUCAUCUCACACAGCUCUCCUACACUGAGCUGGUGCAGGAGGUCUGCUCUCUCUUCAUCCCCAGAGCGGACCUGGCCGGUAAGCCUGUCUCAUAUCUCACACAGCUCUCCUACACUGAGCUGGUGCAGGAGGUCUGCUCUCUCUUCAUCCCCCAGCACCUCAUCCCCAGAGCGGACCUGGCUGAUAAGCCUGCCUCUCAUCUCACACAGCUCUCCUACACUGAGCUGGUGCAGGAGGUCUGCUCUCUCUUCAUCCCCCAGCACCUCAUCCCCAGAGCGGACCUGGCCGGUAAGCCUGCCUCUCAUCUCACACAGCUCUCCUACACUGAGCUGGUGCAGGAGGUCUGCUCUCUCUUCAUCCCCCAGCACCUCAUCUCCAGAGCGGACCUGGCCGCUCUCCUCAGCACAGCGUUCAGCCGGUUCCCGCUGGCAGAGGUGGUGCGUGUGGCCAGGCUGAAGGACGGACUUCGUGUGGUGGAGUUGUGGCACGGGGCUACGCUGGCCUUCAAGGACCUGGCCAUGUCCUGCGUGGGGCAGUUCCUGCGCUACUUCCUGAGCAAGCUCAACAGACACGCCACCAUCGUGGUCGGGACCUCCGGAGACACGGGGAGCUCAGCUAUCGAGAGCGUGCGCGGGAUGGAGGGGGUCGACAUCAUCGUGACCUUCCCAAAGGGGCGCUGCACCCCUGUGCAGGAGCUGCAGAUGACCACCGUCAAGGAGGACAACGUGCACGUGUUUGCAGCUGAUGGCACCUCUGAUGACAUCGACGUGCCGAUCCGGAAGCUGUUCUCCGACGCUGGGUUUGUGGAGCAGCACGGGCUGAUGAGUCUGAACUCUGUGAACUGGGCUCGGAUCAUGGUGCAGGUGGCACACUUCUUCUACGCCUACUUUCAGUGCGCACCCUCACUGGAGAACUCACCGCUGCCUGAAGUGGAGAUAGUGGUGCCCACUGGGGGAGCUGGGAACAUCACAGCUGGGUGUGUGGCAGUGAAGAUGGGCCUGCCUGUGCGCCUCGUUGCCGUGGUGAAUGAGAAUGAUAUCAUCCACAGAGCCGUUCAGCUUGGGGAUUUCUCCCUAUCCGAGUCUGUGAAGCACACGCUGGCUCCAGCCAUCGAUAUCCAGGACCCCUACAAUAUGGAGCGGGUGUUCUGGCUGCUGUCUGGAAUGGAUAGCAGCUUGAUGAAAGGGCUGAUGGAGGAGUUCUACUCCACAGGGAAGCUGAGAUUACCACCAGGUUUGCACAAGACGGUCUCAGAGGUGGUGUCCUCCCGGUCAGUGACGGACAGAGACAUCGUGGAGACCAUGAGGAGAUGCUGGGAGGAGAACCACUACCUGCUGUGCCCCCACUCUGCGGUCGCAGUGCAGCAUCAUUACCAGCAGCAGCAGCAGCUCAAACACGCCAGUCUUCCCAGGUGUUGCCUAGCAACUGCCUCUGCGGCGAAGUUCCAGGAUGCAGUGCUGAAGGCGGGACUAACCCCCGAGAUCCCUGCGGAAAUCCGAGCCCUGGAAACCAUGGUGACACACUCCACCCCGAUGAGGAGAGGGGAAUGCUGGGAAGGAAUCCUGAGAGAGAAGAUUGAGCUCAUCUCCAGCACCAGGAAAGGAGGGAACUCCGUGUAGCUCACCUUACACAUACUGGACAAUUUCAGUAUUUUACUGUGCAAUAAUCCAGUUCUGAAAACAUUUAAAAAUGUUUUUCAGAAAUGUAAAUGUGACCCUUGCUGCUUAGAAAAUCUGGCAAUAAAAUAAAUAAAUAAAUAAAUAAAAAUAAUAACAACAUUGUUA
Acipenser ruthenus (sterlet) is the source of this 2020-nucleotide messenger RNA. RefSeq names its product threonine synthase-like 2. Bases 755 to 1855 code for a protein of 366 amino acids. The transcript is spliced from 8 exons. Gene Ontology annotation, molecular function: pyridoxal phosphate binding. NCBI's taxonomy places the organism in Eukaryota, Metazoa, Chordata, Actinopteri, Acipenseriformes, Acipenseridae. The record is from RefSeq and is a predicted model, not a curated record. Gene Ontology annotation, biological process: 2-oxobutyrate biosynthetic process; dephosphorylation.